Molecule: messenger RNA, 10304 nt
Organism: Ictidomys tridecemlineatus (thirteen-lined ground squirrel)
Lineage: Eukaryota; Metazoa; Chordata; Mammalia; Rodentia; Sciuridae
Source: RefSeq, a predicted model, not a curated record
ACAGACUUGGAAUCUCUGAAAGAACUUAGAAUCAGCAUUUUGAGAGCAGAAGCGUGGCCAUGCUGUGAUUUUCCAAUAAACUGCUAUCACAAUGUCAAAAUGCAGUUCAGACAGCAGCAACACAGAGAUCUCAAACAUUAAAACGUAAGCUGUGCUAGGACAAAAAUGCAAUGAAAGAAACACUGGAUGAAUGAAAAGCCCUGCUUUGCAACCCCUCAGCAUGGCAGGCCUGCAGCUCAUGACCCCUGCUUCCUCACCAAUGGGUCCUUUCUUUGGACUGCCAUGGCAACAAGAAGCAAUUCAUGAUAACAUUUAUACGCCAAGAAAAUAUCAGGUUGAACUGCUUGAAGCAGCUCUGGAUCAUAAUACCAUCGUCUGUUUGAACACUGGCUCAGGGAAGACAUUUAUUGCAGUACUACUCACUAAAGAGCUGUCCUAUCAGAUCAGGGGAGACUUCAACAGAAAUGGAAAAAGGACCGUAUUCUUGGUCAACUCUGCAAACCAGGUUGCUCAACAAGUGUCAGCUGUCAGAACUCAUUCCGAUCUCAAGGUUGGGGAAUACUCAAACCUAGAAGUAAAUGCAUCUUGGACAAAAGAGAGAUGGAACCAAGAGUUUACUAAGCACCAGGUUCUCAUUAUGACUUGCUAUGUCGCCUUGAAUGUUUUGAAAAAUGGUUUCUUAUCACUGUCGGACAUUAACUUGUUGGUGUUUGAUGAGUGUCAUCUUGCCAUUCUGGAUCACCCCUAUCGAGAAAUUAUGAAGCUCUGUGAAAAUUGUCCAUCAUGUCCUCGAAUUUUGGGACUAACUGCUUCCAUUUUAAAUGGGAAAUGUGAUCCAGAGGAAUUAGAAGAAAAGAUUCAGAAACUGGAGAAAAUCCUUAAGAGUAAUGCUGAAACUGCCACUGACCUGGUGGUCUUAGACAGAUAUACUUCUCAGCCAUGUGAGAUUGUGGUAGAUUGUGGACCAUUUAUUGACAGAAGUGGGCUUUAUGAAAGACUGCUGAUGGAAUUAGAGGAAGCACUUAAUUUUAUCAAUGACUGUAAUAUAUCUGUACAUUCAAAAGAAAGAGAUUCUACUUUAAUUUCUAAACAGAUUCUGUCAGACUGUCGUGCAGUAUUGGUAGUUCUGGGACCCUGGUGUGCAGAUAAAGUAGCUGGCAUGAUGGUGAGGGAACUUCAGAAGUACAUCAAACAUGAGCAAGAGGAGCUGCACAGGAAGUUCCUAUUGUUUACAGACACUUUUCUGAGGAAAAUCCAUGCACUGUGUGAAGAGCACUUCUCACCUGCCUCGCUGGACCUGAGAUUUGUGACUCCUAAAGUAAUAAAACUGCUAGAAAUCUUGCGCAAAUAUAAACCAUAUGAGCGGCAGCAGUUUGAAAGUGUCGAGUGGUACAACAACAGGAACCAGGACAAUUAUGUGUCUUGGAGUGAUUCUGAGGAUGAGGAUGAGGAUGAAGAAAUUGAAGAAAAAGAGAAGCCAGAGACAAAUUUUCCUUCUCCAUUUACCAAUAUUUUAUGUGGAAUUAUUUUUGUGGAAAGAAGAUACACAGCAGUUGUCCUAAACAGAUUGAUAAAGGAAGCUGGCAAACAGGAUCCAGAGCUGGCUUAUAUCAGCAGCAACUUUAUAACUGGACAUGGCAUUGGAAAGAAUCAGCCUCGAAACAAACAGAUGGAAGCAGAGUUCAGAAAACAGGAAGAGGUACUUAGGAAAUUUCGAGCACAUGAGACAAACCUGCUUAUUGCAACGAGUAUUGUAGAAGAGGGUGUUGAUAUUCCAAAAUGCAACUUGGUGGUUCGUUUUGAUUUGCCCACAGAGUAUCGAUCCUAUGUUCAAUCUAAAGGAAGAGCAAGGGCACCGAUCUCUAAUUACAUUAUGUUAGCAGAUACAGACAAAAGAAAAAGUUUUGAAGAAGACCUGAAAACCUACAAAGCAAUUGAAAAGAUUUUGAGAAACAAAUGUUCCAAGUCUGUUGAUACUGGUGAGGCUGAUGUUGAUCCUGUUGUGGAUGACGACGAUGUUUUCCCACCGUAUGUGUUGAGGCCUGAUGAUGGGGGUCCCCGGGUAACAAUCAACACAGCCAUUGGACACAUCAAUAGAUACUGUGCUAGAUUACCAAGUGAUCCGUUUACUCAUCUAGCUCCCAAAUGUAGAACCCGAGAGUUGCCUGAUGGUACAUUUUAUUCAACUCUUUACCUGCCAAUCAACUCACCUCUUCGAGCCUCCAUUGUUGGCCCACCAAUGAGCUGUGUGCGAUUGGCUGAAAGAGUCGUAGCUCUCAUUUGCUGUGAAAAACUGCACAAAAUUGGUGAACUGGAUGAACAUUUGAUGCCAGUUGGAAAAGAAACUGUUAAAUAUGAGGAAGAGCUUGAUUUACAUGAUGAAGAAGAAACCAGUGUUCCAGGAAGACCAGGUUCCACAAAGCGAAGGCAGUGCUACCCAAAAGCAAUUCCAGAGUGUUUAAGGGAUAGUUAUCCCAAACCCGAGCAGCCCUGUUACCUGUAUGUGAUAGGAAUGGUCUUAACUACUCCGUUACCUGAUGAACUUAACUUCAGAAGGCGGAAGCUCUAUCCCCCCGAAGACACCACACGAUGCUUUGGGAUACUGACAGCCAAACCCAUACCUCAGAUUCCACACUUUCCUGUGUACACACGCUCUGGAGAGGUCACCAUAUCCAUUGAGUUGAAGAAGUCUGGAUUCACGUUGUCUCUGCAGAUGCUCGAGUUGAUUACAAGGCUUCACCAGUAUAUAUUUUCACAUAUUCUUCGGCUUGAAAAACCUGCACUAGAAUUUAAACCUACAGACGCUGAUUCAGCAUACUGUGUUCUACCUCUUAACGUUGUUAAUGACUCCAGCACUUUGGACAUUGAUUUUAAAUUCAUGGAAGAUAUUGAGAAAUCUGAAGCGCGCAUAGGCAUUCCCAGCACAAAGUAUUCAAAAGAAACUCCCUUUGUUUUUAAAUUAGAAGAUUAUCAAGAUGCAGUUAUCAUUCCAAGAUACCGCAAUUUUGAUCAGCCUCAUCGAUUUUACGUAGCUGAUGUGUACACUGAUCUUACCCCACUCAGUAAAUUUCCUUCCCCUGAGUAUGAAACUUUUGCAGAAUAUUAUAAAACGAAGUAUAACCUUGACCUGACCAAUCUCAACCAGCCACUGCUGGAUGUGGACCACACAUCUUCCAGACUUAAUCUUCUGACACCUCGACAUUUGAAUCAGAAGGGGAAAGCUCUUCCUCUCAGCAGUGCUGAAAAGAGAAAAGCCAAGUGGGAGAGUCUGCAGAAUAAACAGAUAUUGGUUCCAGAACUCUGUGCUAUACAUCCAAUUCCAGCAUCGCUGUGGAGAAAAGCAGUCUGUCUCCCCAGUAUACUUUAUCGCCUUCACUGCCUUUUGACUGCAGAGGAGCUAAGAGCCCAGACAGCCAGUGAUGCUGGCGUGGGAGUUCGAUCACUUCCUGCGGAUUUUAGAUACCCUAAUUUAGACUUCGGGUGGAAAAAAUCUAUUGACAGCAAAUCUUUCAUCUCAAUUUCUAACUCCUCUACGGCUGAAAAUGAUAAUUACUGUAAGCACAGCACAAUUGUAGUCCCUGAAAAUGCUGCACAUCCGGGUGCUAAUAGAACCUCCUUAGAAAACCACGACCAAAUGUCUGUGAAUUGUAGAGCAUUACUCAGCGAGUCGCCGAGUAAGCUUCAGAUUGAGGUUUCAACAGAUCUGACAGCAGUUAAUGGUCUUUCUUACAAUAAAAACCUUGCCAAUGGCAGUUACGACUUAGCUAACAGAGACUUUUGCCAAGGAAAUCAGCUGAAUUACUACAAGCAGGAAAUACCUGUACAACCAACUACCUCAUAUCCCAUUCAGAAUUUAUACAAUUAUGAGAACCAGCCCAAGCCCAGCGAUGAAUGUACUCUACUGAGUAAUAAAUACCUUGAUGGAAAUGCUAACAAAUCUACCUCAGAUGGAAAUCCCGUGAUGGCUGCGAUGCCCGGUACGACAGACACCAUUCGAGCGCUUAUGGACAGGAGGGGUGCUGAGCAGAGCCCUUCUGUUGGGUACUCCUCGAGGACUCUUGGCCCCAAUCCUGGACUCAUUCUUCAGGCUCUGACUUUGUCAAAUGCCAGUGAUGGGUUUAACCUGGAGCGGCUUGAAAUGCUUGGCGACUCCUUUCUAAAGCAUGCCAUCACCACGUAUCUGUUUUGCACUUACCCUGAUGCUCACGAGGGCCGCCUUUCGUACAUGAGAAGCAAAAAGGUCAGCAACUGUAAUCUCUAUCGCCUUGGCAAAAAGAAGGGACUGCCCAGCCGCAUGGUGGUGUCGAUAUUUGAUCCCCCUGUGAAUUGGCUUCCUCCUGGUUAUGUGGUAAAUCAAGACAAAAGUAACACAGAUAAAUGGGAAAAGGAUGAAAUGGCCACCAGAGGGCGGCUGGGGCCUAUGCGCUGUGACGCAGCUGCCCAGUGGACAGUGGGAGAGCGCUGGGGCCUCUCCAGCCACACACAUCUUCAGGCAGCUUCGUGUCCCAGGUUAUCUGCACCAAAGACAAAAGACUGCAUGUUGGCUAAUGGCAAACUGGAUGACGACUCGGAGGAGGAGGAGGAAGAGGAGGAGGAAGAGGAGGAGGAGGAGGAGGACCUGAUGUGGAGGGCUCCGAAGGAGGAAGCCGAGUAUGAAGAUGAUUUCCUGGAGUAUGAUCAGGAGCAUAUCAAGUUCAUAGAUAACAUGCUGAUGGGCUCAGGAGCUUUUGUAAAGAAGAUUUCUCUUUCUCCUUUCUCAACCACUGAUUCUGCAUAUGAGUGGAAAAUGCCCAAAAAGUCCUCGUUAGGUAGCAUGCCAUUUUCAUCAGACUUUGAGGACUUUGACUACAGCUCUUGGGAUGCCAUGUGCUAUCUGGAUCCUAGCAAAGCUGUUGAGGAGGAUGACUUUGUGGUGGGGUUCUGGAAUCCGUCAGAAGAAAACUGUGGCGUCGACACGGGAAAGCAGUCCAUUUCCUACGACCUGCACACAGAGCAGUGCAUUGCCGACAAGAGCAUAGCUGACUGCGUGGAAGCCCUACUGGGCUGCUACCUGACCAGCUGCGGCGAGCGGGCUGCUCAGCUGUUCCUCUGCUCGCUCGGCCUGAAGGUGCUCCCGGUGAUUAAGAGGACUGGUCGGGAAAAGGGCCUGUGCCCUGCCCGGGAGAAUUCCAGCAGCCAACAAAAGAACCUUUCAGGGAGCUGCGCUGCGGCCGGCCCUCGGCCCUCGGCGUGGAGGGACUUGGAGUACGGCUGUCUGAAGAUCCCCCCAAGGUGUAUGUUUGACCAUCCAGAUGCAGACAAAACCCUGAACCACCUGAUAUCAGGGUUCGAAAAUUUUGAGAAGAAAAUCAACUACAGAUUCAAGAAUAAAGCUUACCUUCUGCAGGCCUUCACGCAUGCCUCCUACCACUACAACACUAUCACUGAUUGUUACCAGCGCUUAGAAUUCCUGGGAGAUGCAAUUUUGGACUACCUCAUAACCAAGCACCUUUACGAAGACCCACGGCAGCACUCCCCAGGGGUCCUGACCGACCUGCGCUCUGCUCUGGUCAACAACACCAUCUUUGCGUCACUGGCUGUGAAGUAUGACUACCACAAGUACUUUAAAGCUGUUUCUCCCGAGCUCUUCCAUGUCAUUGACGACUUUGUGCAGUUUCAGCUUGAGAAGAACGAGAUGCAAGGGAUGGACUCUGAGCUUAGGAGAUCAGAGGAGGAUGAAGAAAAAGAGGAGGAUAUUGAAGUUCCAAAGGCCAUGGGGGAUAUUUUUGAGUCACUUGCUGGUGCCAUCUAUAUGGAUAGUGGGAUGUCGCUGGAGAUGGUGUGGCAGGUGUACUAUCCUAUGAUGCGACCACUAAUAGAAAAGUUUUCUGCAAAUGUGCCCCGUUCCCCUGUGCGAGAACUGCUUGAAAUGGAACCAGAAACUGCCAAAUUUAGCCCGGCUGAGAGAACUUACGAUGGGAAGGUCAGAGUCACAGUGGAAGUAGUAGGAAAGGGGAAAUUCAAAGGUGUUGGCCGAAGUUACAGGAUUGCCAAAUCUGCAGCAGCAAGAAGAGCCCUCCGAAGCCUCAAAGCAAAUCAACCUCAGGUUCCCAACAGCUGAAGCCCCUUUUUAAACUUAAAGACAACAACAACAAAAUAAAAUAAAAUAACAGAAUUAAGGGGAAAAUAUUUAAAUCGAAAAGAAUGAUUUAAGUUGGUAUUGAGCAGAAUGAAUGGAAGGCAGAAUUUAAAGUUUGAUAACAAGAUAGAUAACAGAAUAAAACAUUUAACAUAUGUAUAAAAUUUUUGAAACUAAUUGUAGUUUUAGUUUUUUGCGCAAACACAAUCUUGUCUUCUUUCCUCACUUCUGCUUUGUUUAAAUCACAAGAGUGCUUUAAUGACAUUUAGCAAGUGUUCAAAUAAUUAUUGACAGUUUUUUGUCUGUUUGGUUUUUUUUUUGUUUGUUUGUUUGGUUGGUUUUUUUGAGUUUGUCAGCUUUGCCUAGCGUUAGAAGGCCAUGGAGCUUAAACCUCAAACAGCCCCUAGAAUUCCAUAGCGUCCUGAACACCCUUCGGUGCAUGUGGUAGUGCCACUCCUGCGGGAGUCCUUGCCCCGAGUGGAGCGAUGCAGUCGGCGAGAGGAGGAGCGAGCAGGUGUUGGCUUUUCUUUCCAUUUGUGUUGUGUAAGGUGAAGUUCCAGGCGCUGUUGCACUUGAUGGUAAGGAGUGGAUUGUGGAUCAGCAUUGGCUGGCAUGUUGGUGAAUCAAAUUUGAGUUCGAUGCCAUGUGGUCCUACAUAAAAAAGGUUCUUGCCUUAAAAUUAAAACUUUCAUGAAUAUUCUUUAAUUUCUGAACAAACCAUUUACAUUCCCUUUGUUUUAUUAUGCAUUAGAUGUUGAGAUGGAGUCAGUUACAGCUCACUAGUAUAGUUGUUACUACAGGAUUACACUAGAAUUUCUGUCACAUGUAUUCCAAAGACAUUUUAAAAACCAGAAUAUGAAUUUUUUUUAACAUCAUAAUCAAAAUGAUCUUUGGCUAAAUACCCAGUUUUACUGAAAAUUUCCUGCUAGGUAGUUCCAGUGAUGGGAAUAUUUGUGGCAAGUGAUUUUGCCCUGUAGGCUGUCGCUCUAAUGAAAUAACCCUUAGACAUAUCACACCUGAACUAUGCUGCAGACUUUAUAAUUGGCUGGUGGUUUGUUGCAGAAGCAGACAGAGCACCUUGCUAUAGUCCUCUCUCCUGCGUCUCCUGCUGUGCUUUCCAGCGUGGCAUGCGCGUCUCCCCAGAGCUGUGCUGGCAGUGCCACGGGAGUGGAACGUUGGCGAUGGUCUGCCGUGACUUUUAUACAUCUGUGGUUUAGGUCAUUGAUUUAGAUAAACUAGCUCAUUAUUUCCAUCUUGGGGAAAAAAUUUAGGCAUUUGCCAGAGUUUCUUUGAUUAGACUUGUAGGCACUCUUUACUUCAAUACCUCAGUUCUUCUUUUCUUUUGCAUGCAUUUUUCCCCUGUUUGGUGCUAUGUUUAUGUAUUAUGCUUGAAAUUUUAAUUUUUUUUUGCACUGUAACUAUAAUACCUCUUAAUUUACCCUUUUUAAAGCUGUGGGUCAGUCUUGUGCUCCCACCAAAAUUCCAGUAGAAGUUUGCUGCAAUUUGCCCCAUUAAUUAUGCUUGAAGUUCAAGAAAGCUGAGCAGAGGUGUCUCGUACUUUCCAGCACAUCGUUUUGAAGUUGAUGCUUCAUGUAAUGCUGCAUUUACGUUUCAAUUACAUUUGGAUAUUUUUCUGUACCAUCCACUUGCAGAGAAGGACCUCUGCCCACGCACACAGCAGCUUUCAGCUCUGCUUCAUACUCAGCCCCAGGUGAAGGGGAUGUUGAGCUUCUCCAGUGUAUUUGUUGUCUUAAUUUGAGAUCUAAAUUCUUAGAGUUUUUGAGCAAAUUAAUCUAGGUGACUGAUUUUGAAAAUAAUUCUGAUGUACAAACCUUGGAUGUCUAUUUGAUUUAAAAAAAAAUAUUAGGUGCGAUAAUAUUAGGUAAAACCAAGCGAUUCCUGAAUUAUAUAACUAUGAAAGUGUACAGGUAACAGGUGAGGCUGGAUAUUAAUUUUACUUGUGGGGUGAUUUGUGGUCAUAUCAUGGCUCUCUUGAUAAUUUAUAAACUACCUGAUGCCAGGAGCUUUGGGCUUUGCAUUGAAUCUGAUGCAUUUAUCCCAGCGUUAGGGCGUUCUCUGGCUUCUUGGCUUUCAAAUCAGAUUGUUUCAGUCAUGAUUCCCGGUGGGAGAAAAUGCCUCAAUGUAUUUUGUAACCUUAAGAAAAAUAUUUUAUGAUCAUACUAAAAAAAGUUCAGACUCGCAUAUGAUUAGGCCAUACAUUCUCAGGGGCACGAAUUUCUUGCUACUAUUCAAAAUGUUUUAUCAACAGCAAACAUGAGCUACUACUAUUACUGCCCCUCUUUUUUUUCUUUGGAAAAAAAGAGCUGAUAUUAACAGUUUGAAGCAUUCUAUGAUCCCCUGGUGACUAAGUAAAAAAUAAAUGAACAAUAUUAUUUAGACACAUUAAAUGGUUAUGAACGCUUUUGUGCUGCUGAGUUUUCAUGCUGUCAAGUUUUCCCCAGUUUAGUUUGUUGACAUAUUUUGCAUCUGUCAAUUAAGAAAAAAGUCACUCUGUUGCCCCACUUUAAAACUGUGUGUGCAUCUUUUGCCCCUGCAAUGGCCAUGGGGGCAGAACAUGCCGUGGAAACGGGCUGGUGAGUGGGGCUGUCCCCGGCGCACGAUAAUGGACCGCUGAGGUGCCGCUCGGCAGAGCCACUGCAGGAACCCUGAUGGUGUGCAGGUCGGUUGGCAUGGACCUUCACUGUAAAUGUCUCCUUUCUUUCAUGAUAUAUUUUCUGCAGUCCUGACUAUGCUGCGUUUUGAAGAGCUUUCCCCCCCUGUUCUGUUCAUGCACAGAUGAGCGUUGCACUUGGUACAUGCUUUACCUCAUUUCAAGGAGAAUAUGCUUAACUGAGAGGAAAAAUGUGGUUUGGCCUUGCUGCUGUUUUGAUUUGCCGAAUUUGAAAAAGAUGAUUAUAAUGCCUGCAAUGUGUCAUAUACUUGCACAACUUAAAUAGGUCAUUUUCGUCUAUGGCAUUUUUACCAUUUGUGAAAGUAUUGCAAAGAUUUGUUAACUGAACUCUUAAUUAUGUUUUAAAAAUGUUUGUUACAUUUCUUUUACAUGUGUGAAAUGAUUAAGUUUAGAAUGACCUCUAACACUCCUGUAAUUAUCCCUUAAAAUACUUCUAUUUUUACUUUCUUAAUAAUAAUAGCCUGCCCUCAGAAAGAUUCGAUGCCCUGCCUGCGUAGCAAGAGUCUUGAGACGGCUCUGGCUCUGCGCGUCCAGUUCCCAGCUGCAGUUGCUCACCCGCAGUCGGCUCUUCCAGUCGUUUCCUGGCAGUGGGUGGUGGCCGCAGAAUACAGAGUGUAUUCAAGACCCGGGCCCACCCCACCACACUCUUAAGGCCCUGUUAAUGUAAAACUCUGUAUCCUGCUCGGUUAGGGCAUCUAAUCCUUUCCCGCAGAAGCGAAGGCCAGCAGAGACUGGCGUCUUUAUUUACCUGUGUCCGAGUCACGUUUGAGUCUGUAGCUGGUUUACAGUUGUCCGUGGAGGAGGAGCUCAUGCCGUGUGUACCACCCAUGUGGUUUUUUUAAUCACAUCUAAAUAGGUAUAUUUUUCCAGCCACUAAUUGCUUUUCUGAAAUUUAAUUAUUUCCAAAUAAAUUUUCUUAUUUUAUAUUGUACAUGAGAAGUUUUAAAGAUAUGUUUAAGACCAAGAGUAGUAAAAUGACUUUAAAAGUUGUUGGAGGUGCCAGUAGCAAUAUCUAGGGAAUUUGCAUUGAGACCAUUGUAUUGUCCACUAACGGUGAAAAUGAGCUUUCAGAACUAACUUGUAAAUAUGUUUUCAUCAUUGCUUGUUUUUUUCUAUCCAUAUUUGGACGUCAACCACAGACAGUUUAAAUUUUGUAGAUGCCCUCAAAAUUCACUGCAGCAGCAGGUUAUAUAGCAAAAAUGCAAAGGUGAACAGGAAGAAGAUCUCUGCCUUUUCUGCUGUAAAUAGAGUAAAGGAAAAUGACUAAAAUCAAGUAAUACUAAUACAUCAUUUCAUUGACAAUAGAAUCUUCACAUCACAUGCUGCAGCUGUUUUUUAAGGAACAUGAUGUAAUUCUUUCAUAGUAAUCAUGCUGCAGAAAUUUGCAGUCUGCACCUUAUGGAUCACAAUUACCUUUUUUUGUUUGUUUAUUUUUUGUUUUCUUUUGUAAUAAUUGUAGCCAAGUAAAUCUCCAAUAAAGUUAUGGUCUGUUCA